GGAGGUUCCUGCCUCAGGUGUUCACCGGGCGGUUCCUCAUUUUGCCUGCCGUCCACGUCACGGUCUGACUGAUCUUUUAACUAAUCCGCCGUCUUUCUCUCCCUCGCUCAUUUUUCUCUUAGUCAACGUCCCCAGUUCACGCUUCCCCCUGCUUACGAGAUCAUCCUCAUCAGUCAGCAAAAAUACACCUAGGUUCCUACCAAAACUAAAACGAUUUUGACAGCGGCUGAAUCAUCAUCGCCUUGGCUAACCCCGAUAGCUAAACUAAACUAUUGUACUGCUGCUGCUUACCUCAUCGCGCGUCGCUCCAUUCCAAUUCCUCUACAAACCUCCUCGCUGGUCCACUGUGAAAGACCGUGGAUUCAGUUCGAACUAUCUGAACCUCUCUUUGGUUGAGCUUGAGUGGACGUGCGUGUUUGCGGUCUCUCUCGGCGCGUCUUCGUGUUGGAACCUCCAUACUCUCUCCAUGCAGCCUACAUUAGCUCCAGCGCCGCAUCCAAGCAUGCAAACAUCUGCUCAGGACCAUGCGGACCAGGUGCUCCAUGACCAGCUCCUAGCGGCCCAUCAACACCUAUCGCAUCCGCAGCAACCGCGUCCGCAGCCCUCUACCGGGCAGCCACCGCACAUGCAGCCCAAUACGACAAGCCCUCGUGACCAGAACAACAUUGAUCCCGCAAUAUCAGGUGCUGCGAUGCUCAGUGGCCCGCCGCAAACGCCCCCGCAGCCGGAGCCUACGGGCCAAGAGAGCCCGAAGACGUACGGCAAGCGACCGUUGUCGACCUCCAAGCGCGCUGCGCAGAACCGCGCCGCACAGCGAGCAUUUCGUCAACGGAAAGAAAGUUACAUUCGCAAAUUGGAGGAGCAGGUGAAGGAGUUUGACACCAUGUCGGAGGCUUUCAAGGCUCUGCAGGCGGAGAACUAUCAGUUGCGCGAGUAUAUCAUCAAUCUCCAGUCACGACUUCUGGAAUCCCAAGGCGAGGUGCCUGAGCUCCCAGGAAACAUCGACCUGAGUCAGCCACGAACCGACCUGAAUCUACCGCAACCCGGUGCCGGGUCUGCGACGACGUCUUCAUCAGCGCCCGCGCCGCCCUCGGCAGCUCAACAACCGCAGCCACCUCAAGGUGCUGCGUCCAACGACGACAUGAACUCUCUGAACCGGAUAGCCGUGGCCGGCUUGGGGAUGCGCAAGCAUCCCAAUGAAGAGGCCAACUACCUUGGCAAUAACUUCGCGGGUCGUCGGACACGCCCCGACGAGACUCAAGCUGACCCGGAAGCGACAAAGACGGAGCCAUCCACACAUGGGCUUCCCAUGGUCUCAUGAUCGCAUUCAGCUGUUGUCCUUUUUUCCAAGCUCCUGACCCUUGUGCUACCUUCGGAUACCGGUGUUUAUCGCUUUUGAUACUGAUUGUUUUUGUCAUGUGCUGUUUUCUUUGUACUAUCCCGUUUUUAUGGUUGGGUGUAUGGCGUGAUGCUGCUACGUUUUCUUUAUCUAAUGGCUUUGGAAGGGAUGGUGUUCUGUUGUGCCUGGAUCUCCAACGCCAGUGCGAAGGGCAGAAGACCACCGUCUAAUACUUUUGACCGUGGAUUGACUCGAUAAAUACAUUGACCAGCUAGACUGCAAAGUCCUCCCUUUGGUUCCUUUUUUCAAUAGUUACUGUUCAACACAUCUAUCAUAUGCGUAUAUGUACUACUCCUCAAUCGUACACGAACAUGUCCAUUUGAGCAAAGGAAAGAAAAAAGAAACCCGAACAAGACGUAUCCAAAUACCCAGUGAAAAUAAGGAUAUCCAAAUCCGACCAAACAUAAGGUACCAGAUGCAAUCUAUAAGCUUCAACUAGUUCCUCUAAAUCGUGAGCAUAAUCAACGAAAAUAAACCAAACCCCGGAAAUAGAUAAAUAAAAACAAGAAAAAGAGAAACAAAAAGACCCAAACCAGAACCCCUGUCAACAUAGUACCUACGUACUAA
This is a messenger RNA of Aspergillus pseudonomiae, 1966 nucleotides long. RefSeq names its product putative transcription factor kapC. Lineage: Eukaryota; Fungi; Ascomycota; Eurotiomycetes; Eurotiales; Aspergillaceae. The transcript is spliced from 4 exons. Gene Ontology annotation, cellular component: RNA polymerase II transcription regulator complex. The coding region runs from base 467 to 1321 and encodes 284 amino acids. The record is from RefSeq and is a predicted model, not a curated record. Gene Ontology annotation, molecular function: transcription cis-regulatory region binding; DNA-binding transcription activator activity, RNA polymerase II-specific.